AUGGGUCUAGUAAUUAGAGAAGUGUCUGCUCAGGCAUUGGCCAGUAAACACCGGAAGACGGUAGUGUUAACAUCGCGAAACAUUCGGUUUCUAGCGUCACUGGGGUUCAAAUAUGGCGCAACAACUCUGAAAAACAACGACGAAAUCAGAAUUCCGAUAAGUCAACAGGAUAUAAUUACGGCGCCGUUCGAAAGCAGUAUACACAUCACUAGUAAAGUGAGUGCCAAGAAAGCUGACGGGAGUGAGGCCAGUAUCUCACUAAUAAACAAUGCCAUCGCAUUUUUAUUCGACGAUGUAAGGUACGAGAUAGGCGGAAUAGAGGUUGACAGGACGAAAAAUGUAGGUAUAACGAGUACUAUAAAAGGACUACUCUCCAUUAGGGAUAAAGAACAAAAGUGUCUCGUAAACGCGUGCUGGCUCGGUCCCAAUAAGACCAGUGAGGCCGGUGAUUUUACAUAUUCAGUGCCUCUGAAACUUUUGAUAGGUUUUGCCGAGGAUUACAAGAGAAUUGUUGCGAAUGUUAAGCAAGAGCUAGUUCUCUUGCGGUCGGCUAUGGAUAUUAACGCAGUUAUCUCACCGGACGCGUCAAACCUCGACUUUCAGAUUACAUCGCUCGAGUGGCGUGUACCACAUGUUACAGUGUCAGAUUAA
Messenger RNA from Homalodisca vitripennis (glassy-winged sharpshooter), 651 nucleotides. RefSeq lists its product as uncharacterized. The coding region runs from base 1 to 651 and encodes 216 amino acids. The transcript has a single exon. The record is from RefSeq and is a predicted model, not a curated record. NCBI's taxonomy places the organism in Eukaryota, Metazoa, Arthropoda, Insecta, Hemiptera, Cicadellidae.